This is a messenger RNA of Schistocerca piceifrons (Central American locust), 532 nucleotides long. RefSeq names its product glutathione S-transferase theta-2-like. NCBI's taxonomy places the organism in Eukaryota, Metazoa, Arthropoda, Insecta, Orthoptera, Acrididae. Bases 1 to 396 code for a protein of 131 amino acids. Gene Ontology annotation, molecular function: glutathione transferase activity. The record is from RefSeq and is a predicted model, not a curated record. Gene Ontology annotation, cellular component: cytoplasm. The transcript is spliced from 3 exons. Gene Ontology annotation, biological process: glutathione metabolic process.
AUGGCAAUAUCAGUACAUUAUGUCAGCAAAUUAUGCCUGUUUUUUCAACAGUUUCUGCUUCCAGCAAUGAAAGGAAAACAGCCUAAUCUUGAAACAGUUGCUAGACGAGAACAAAUAAUGGCAGCAACAUUGAAUGAAGUGGAAAUUAUCUGGUUGAACAACAAACCAUAUCUGGCUGGAGACGAAAUCAGUAUUGCUGAUCUCCUUGGGGCAUGUGAGAUUGAACAAACUAGAAUGGCAGGCUACAAUCCCUGUGAUGGAUUUCCAAAACUCUCAGCUUGGUUAGAGCGAGUUCAUCGUGACACACUACCACAUUAUGACAAAGUUCAUGCAAUGGUAAGAAAGAUAACAGAGAAGUAUGGAGGUGUACCACAUCCUUCACUCACAAAGCUGUGAUACUGAACAACAAAUGCAGAUGUUGGAGAGGCUUGGUACAUGGAUUUAUAUUUAUCUUUACAUUGAACAGCCUUUCCUUUGUUGAGUGCUGUACAUAACAACGUACAAUUUAAAAUGUUAAAGCAUUAUAUGCAGA